This is a messenger RNA of Lindgomyces ingoldianus, 1506 nucleotides long. RefSeq lists its product as uncharacterized. Bases 208 to 1392 code for a protein of 394 amino acids. The transcript is spliced from 4 exons. NCBI's taxonomy places the organism in Eukaryota, Fungi, Ascomycota, Dothideomycetes, Pleosporales, Lindgomycetaceae. The record is from RefSeq and is a predicted model, not a curated record.
GUACAGGGCCCCCUUGACCGACGCUGACUGCAUGCUAAGCGCGUAAAUCACUUCUCCAUCCGCUGACAAAAGGAUGGAUGCCUCCGGACCGUGGUGGCUGCAUUCCCUCGCUGGAUUAUGGAGACUCAGCUAUCGAUAUCGCGCUAGACGUCGUUCAUCCUACAUUUGCUUUCUCUUCUACUAACUUUUCGGGCACGAUAAUCGGCCAUGUCUACGAGGUCCUCCAUCAAGUGGAAUCCCUCGUUGACAGACGAAAAUGAGGCCUACGUGGUCGUCAUCGCCACCACGGUGAUGACAGCCUUGAUCAUCCUAUCCACGUCCAUGCGCAUUGGUAUGAAGCUGUGGUGCCGCUUGCCCCUGCAGAUUGAAGAUUUCUUGAUCGUUAUCAGCCUGGGCAUCAACCUGGCCUCCAAUGCGAUCGAGUACGAGUCCGUAAAAGUAGGCUUUGGGCGCCAUCUCCAAUUCCUGACCAGAGACCAAGAGCGAGCGCUGCGAAGAUGGAAUCAAAUUGCUCUUUGUCUCGCAAACCUCGCUAUAUGGUCGGUCAAAUUAUCUAUCUGCUUCUUCAUCCUCUCCCUCAUUCGUGGCACAUACCGCCGGUCGCGAUGGGUCAUUUACGGGUUGAUAACUAUUACCUGUAUUGCCCAUGGAAGCCAAACCAUCGUCUGGGCUACGCAGGCGCGGCCGUUGGAGAAACUCUGGCACCCCGAGGUCCCCGGAACGGUCCGCACUAAAAAGACUCUGGUCAACUCUAUUAUUGCAUUCACAGCGAUCUCCAGUGUAACCGAUCUGUUCUACGCAAUCUUGCCCAUCUACUUCUUUGGGAAUCUACAGAUGAGUCUCCAGAAGAAAAUCACCGUGUUGGCCUUGACCGGAUCCGGUCUUCUUGUCUUCGCCGCCUCCAUCAUCCGCGUCGGGUUCGUCAAUGACUUCAAGGACCCAGAUAUGUCCUGGGCUUUGCGAAGAGUCUACGUCUGCACCAUUGUAGAGCGUAAUCUUGCCGAGUUCAUCGCCGAUCUGCCAGCAAUCUUCCCGCUGAUACGUAGCAUGCACAAGAAGGUUGUUACAGUAAUCACCCAAGGUAGUCGAGGCACCUCCAAGUCUGGGUCGUACGGCCCAACGAAUAGCCUGACGAUUGGAUCCGAGCACAAACGGCUUCAUAACGGUAAGCGUGGGAAAUUCGCUGCCUAUGGACCGAAUGGGCAAUUCACCACAAUUCACGAUAACUCGGACGAUGAAAUCCCUCUAAAAGAUGGGCUCAACCGUCCCAGCUCGGCUGCGAAGAAGAAUGAGAGGGGAAUCACCGUACAGGUGAACAUUGACGUGGAAUCGCAAGAGCACAAUGACAGUAGGCCGGUAUGGCCUAAAGGAAGUCUAAGGCCUAAGGUUUAGAAGCAGGGCUAGUACGAUUCUUUGCAUGUGUGGAGAUACAGGCGCUUUCGUUCUACCGUCUCUUUUGCAGUCUUCCAGGUCUAUCAACAAUAGAGAGAUAGGUCAAUGCGGUGG